Messenger RNA from Gongylonema pulchrum, 190 nucleotides. Lineage: Eukaryota; Metazoa; Nematoda; Chromadorea; Rhabditida; Gongylonematidae. The record is from the annotation of a GenBank genome assembly.
AUGAGGGAGCAGAUAUGAUGUUAACAACUGCUUUCUGUCUGCUCAGCCUUCCGGAACGGUAUCGAAGACGAACGAACACUGGAAAUGCGGAAUGCUGGCUUGAAACGGACGGAAGUGGAAAGCACUGCAUAUGCAGGGAAAAUUUUUGCAAUAAGCUUCGGGAUAGGCGGCUAUUUUCAGAAGGUUGAUU